Sparassis crispa is the source of this 1152-nucleotide messenger RNA. RefSeq names its product Ketimine reductase mu-crystallin. The coding region runs from base 1 to 1152 and encodes 383 amino acids. The transcript has 4 exons. The record is from RefSeq and is a predicted model, not a curated record. Gene Ontology annotation, cellular component: cytoplasm. Lineage: Eukaryota; Fungi; Basidiomycota; Agaricomycetes; Polyporales; Sparassidaceae.
AUGUCUCUGCUGGUACUCUCCGCGUCAGAUGUGGCCAGGGUUACGUCGAGAUUUCACCCCGACGACCUUGUCGAUCUCAUGGCGCAGGUUUUUCAUUCUCUUUCCCAAUCACACAAAUGGACAUCAUCAGGGAUUUCGCAACCGCACCGUGUUGCACUUCCGAUGGAGAAUCACACGUCUCUUUUUAUGCCCUCACGUAUGGCUUCAGUGGGCACCACGAUCAAGGUUGUCUCCGUGCCCACGUCUGCGGCACCACAAGCUGUGAAAGAACGCGGACUGCCGGCAAGCACUCUCGUUCUUGACGAGAACUCAGGGCGGGUGAAGGCCAUUGUAAAUGCAGGUCGCUUGACCGCGUUACGAAAUGCGUCUGGAUCUCUACUCUCCGCUCGCCUGCUCAAUUCUCCUGCCUCUCCACCCCAGGUUCUUUUGACUGUUGGUGCAGGGGCGCAGAUAUCCGCUCACGUCUCAUUGUUCCUCUCAUCAUAUCCGACCAUUCACAAAUGCAUUCUUAUAAAUCGUUCUUUGAGCUCACGAUUUUCUGCUCUGUCAUUGGCACUUCGGGAAAAGUUCCCAAACGUCGAAUUCGAAGUCGGAAUUUUGCCAUCAGUACCUAACGCCACUGCGGAGUCCCAGCAGAGAGAAGUUGUUGACAUGGAGAAAGCAGUGAAGAAUGCGAACAUAAUAAUAACGGCCACCGGUUCUACCACCCCCUUCUUCCCGUCUGCGUAUGUUUCACCCGGCACGCACUUGUGUCUGAUAGGAUCGUACACGCCUGCAAUGCAUGAGAUAGACAGCGAUCUCGUGAAACGGGCUGGCAGAGUUGUGGUUGAUUCUCGAGACGCAUGUCUGUCUGAGGCGGGUGAACUUAUAUCUGCUGGUCUUGGGCCGUCCGACCUCGUAGAACUGGGGGAACUCGUCAACUACACUCAAAGCUCCGAACGCGGAGCUGCGACUAUAACACGCUCAUGGGUGCCGCUGGAUGAAAAGAUUGAUGCUGUGAGGAAGAGCGGCGACAUCACCAUCUUCAAAUCUGUCGGUGUUGGCAUCCAGGAUGUUGCCAUAGCAUGCGCCGUGGUGGCUCUCGCAGAGAAGGAAGACAUUGGAGUAUUGGUGCCAGAUUACGACGAGACUGAUGGGACUAUCCCUUUGUGA